Quercus robur (English oak) is the source of this 970-nucleotide messenger RNA. RefSeq lists its product as uncharacterized. Bases 1 to 762 code for a protein of 253 amino acids. The transcript is spliced from 6 exons. Gene Ontology annotation, biological process: rRNA 5'-end processing. NCBI's taxonomy places the organism in Eukaryota, Viridiplantae, Streptophyta, Magnoliopsida, Fagales, Fagaceae. The record is from RefSeq and is a predicted model, not a curated record.
AUGGGUUGGCAGCAGCAAUUAGGAGUAGGAGUAGGACCUUUACAACCACACUUUCUCUCUCCAAAUUCAACCACUCAUAAACCCGUAAAUACCGCUGCUUCUCUGCCACUAUCCUCUACCAAAACCCGUAAUUAUACUCCCACGCUAAGGGAGAUUUCUCUACAGCAACUUCCCCCUAAUGCCCUCCGCCGGAAAAGAGACCCCAAUUGGAGAGGUGGGUUCAGUCUAGGGGUAGAUUUGGGAAUGUCCCGCACUGGCCUCGCACUCAGCAAAGGCUUCUCAAUACGUCCUCUAACUGUUCUGGAAUUACGAGGACAAAAACUUGAGCUUCAGCUUCUUCAGAUUGCACAACAGGAGGAAGCUGAUGAAUUUAUAAUUGGGCUUCCUAAAUCAAGUGAUGGAAAAGAGACACCUCAGUCAAACAAAGUUCGUAGUGUUGCCGGAAGAUUUGCUGCUCGAGCUGCCGAGAGAUGUGGAUUGGUGAUCCCAAAUUUAAUAUUCAGGGGUUGGAGAGUAUACCUGCAAGAUGAACAUGGGACAACAACAGAAGCGACAGAUCGCAUGAUUUGCAUGGGCCUCAGCAGGUCUACUCGGCAAAGCAAAACUGAUGCAUAUGCUGCCAUGAUGGUACUGGAGAGAUAUUUUUCCUUGGCUGGCCAGGAAACUGAACUUGUACUGCCCAAGAAUUUGGAUUUACAAGAAAGACUUAAGACAGGUCCACCUAGAGACAUUGAUUUCUUUCCUGAAGAAUUUGAGGGUUGACAAUUUUCUUUUGGUACUCAGUCUGAUUCAGAUUCAUUCAAUUACAUUAUGCUCUCCUUUGUAACACAAGUAGCAUAGAGUAGUAGAAAGUAGUAGAAAAUAUAAUUGUAAAAAAUCAAACCAGCAGAAACUGGCAGUGUUUUUCAAUUGGUAAUAUUUUCACAAAGUACCCAUAUAUGAUGAGUGUACCAUUGGCUUCUUUUUCUCA